Molecule: messenger RNA, 267 nt
Organism: Echinococcus granulosus
Lineage: Eukaryota; Metazoa; Platyhelminthes; Cestoda; Cyclophyllidea; Taeniidae
Exons: 2
Coding region: 1-267 (88 amino acids)
Source: RefSeq, a predicted model, not a curated record
AUGAGUCGGGAGAAAGCUCUUUCCGUUGUCUUGCGAAGCAGCAUACGACGUCCUAUGGUGCACUUUAGGAUGGAUCGGGGAGAGACGCUUCCUCAUCUCAUCUCAUCUCCCUUGUUCUUCUGGCUCCAAUUUCUAAGUGGCUAUCACGUUACGUGGCCACUGAAGGCUCCACCAUUCCACUUCCGCUGGGCAGUAUGGUUUACGGGCCAUGACAGUGGCUCCUCAGCCCUUCUGGACGUCGCCAAUAUAUUUUCCAGUCAGGAGUGA